This is a messenger RNA of Rhagoletis pomonella (apple maggot), 754 nucleotides long. It is a transcript of the gene fau, whose product is annotated as protein anoxia up-regulated. NCBI's taxonomy places the organism in Eukaryota, Metazoa, Arthropoda, Insecta, Diptera, Tephritidae. The record is from RefSeq and is a predicted model, not a curated record. The transcript is spliced from 2 exons. The coding region runs from base 1 to 387 and encodes 128 amino acids.
AUGGCAGCAGCGACGUACGAAUGCAGUAAUACAUUUAAUCACUUUGAAUUCUGCCACCCAUAUUCGCAGACACCACGUUUAGAUUUGUGUACUGAAAGGCCAGGUACCCACCGCCAGAGGGGUUCUAGUGACUAUUCAUAUGCUUACAAGUCUAAUGUCGAAAAGAGCUCCUACGAUUCUAGCAAUUCUUAUGCUAGGCCUGAGCGCUCCUCGUACUCUACGAGUGUUGAGUCAUCAUCUCGUUCUGGUCCGGGAGGAUCUUACAAUUACAGCACCGAGAGGACUAGUACCACCGGCGCUGGACCCGGUGGUUACAGCUAUUCAUCAACAACUUCCGGCACUUUACCUGGUGGCGCUAGAUAUAGGCAUUUUUCCUACCAUGUUUAAAUAAAACUACAUACAUACAUACAUAUGUAUAUUAAAAAAAAAGUAUGAAAACUAAAUCGUUAUUUGCAAUCUUUUUUAACUAAUAAUAAUAAUAAACUUAAAUUUAUUAAACCAAAUACAACUACAUAUUUUCAAGAUUCGCAAGAUCUGAUCACAAAACACAUAACUGUUUCCUUAACAACUAAUAUACGUAUGUACAUAUGUACAUUCAUGUUUACACAUAAAAAGAUAUAAAUGUAAAACAAUUGUUAAGUAAUAAAAUGGUCUAGUCACCUAAAAUCCUACAUGAUUUGUUAGUAUGUAUUUGUGAUAUAUACAUAACUCUAACCAGCAAUAAACAAUAAAAUGUUUUACCAAUCGAAAAUAA